Molecule: messenger RNA, 4379 nt
Organism: Helicoverpa zea (corn earworm)
Lineage: Eukaryota; Metazoa; Arthropoda; Insecta; Lepidoptera; Noctuidae
Gene: metro
Product: MAGUK p55 subfamily member 7
Exons: 11
Coding region: 477-2261 (594 amino acids)
Cellular component (GO): cell-cell junction; plasma membrane
Molecular function (GO): protein binding
Source: RefSeq, a predicted model, not a curated record
GCCGAUGUGUGUAGGCUAUGUAGCAUAGUUAUAUCUUUUUGAGUUAAACUGGCCUGCAACUGCUCUAUAUAAUGAAUAAUUCUUAAUUUUUCUGUUAUAAUGAGUUUUCAAUGUGUUCACUGAAUAAAGAAAUACUGUGAUAAAAUAAUACAAAUAGAUACCGUAGUAUUCACAGCAUCACAAAAAAAAUACGAUUAUAAAUCCCUUUGAUAAACAUACCUUUAGCAAAAGUGAUUUUAUCAGUGUGUAAAUUAAAAUUGACAUGUACCUAGAUACACAAGAAACCAUUUCCUAGUGUUUAAAAAAGUGAAUGCCCAUAGAGUUUGAAAUCCAUAGGGCGCGGUUGUCUUUAUUAGGUAUAAUUUAGCCUGCAGAUAGAAUAGUUUUAUGAUAUAGGAUACCUAGAGUGUAAAUCAGUAGUUGAAUGUCUGUAUUUUCCAAGGUCCACCUUCUUCUAAUCGUGGCACUUUGUGAUUAUGGAUUCUUCAGCUGAACAUUGGGACCCAGCACUCACUCGCCUGCUUGCAUCAUUGAAAGAAGUACAGUCUGGUGGAGAAGAUGUUGCAUUUCUCAGUGAACUGCUGCAGUCUAAACAGCUCCAUGCUCUAGUCCAAGUACAUAACAAAAUAGUAGCCAAAGGCAAAGAUGAUAAAUUCUAUCCUAUUCUCUCCAAUGCCAUGCAAGUUACUCUAGAAGUUUUUGAGCUACUCCAUGAAGUUGUAACAGUGUCAAAAGAAUACGGAGAACUUCUUAGCUUAUUGCAGAAACCACAUUUUCAAGCAAUAUUGUGCACACAUGACGCGGUCGCGCAAAAAGACUAUUAUCCGCAUUUACCAGAUAUCCCACCUGAACUUGAUGAUGAAGAGGAAACAGUGAAAAUCGUUCAAUUAGUUAAAAGUGACGAACCUUUGGGUGGAGCACAGAGUGCAGAGCCAAUAGUGGGCGCAACGAUAAAAACUGAUGAAGAGACCGGCAAAAUAGUGAUAGCUCGUGUAAUGCAUGGCGGUGCCGCCGACAGAUCUGGGUUGAUCCACGCCGGCGACGAAGUAAUCGAGGUCAACGGUAUCAGCGUAGAAAACAAGACGCCUGCCGACGUCUUGUCCAUACUGCAAAGCUCUGAAGGUACUAUUACCUUCAAAUUAGUGCCCUCUUUCGGUAAAGGAGGUUCGCGAGAGAGUAAAGUGAGAGUACGGGCGCUCUUCAAUUACAAUUCAUCAGAAGACCCGUACAUACCCUGUAAGGAGGCGGGGCUCGACUUCAAGAAAGGCGACGUUCUGCACAUCGUGUCCCAAGAUGACGCAUACUGGUGGCAAGCGCGAAGAGAAGGCGACAGGGUGAUGAGAGCAGGUUUGAUACCUUCGAGAGCACUUCAGGAAGGUCGUAUCAUACACGAAAGGCAAACGGAUCCACAAACUUUAGAAGGCAAGCCGGCUCUUUGCAGCUCCUCCAAUUCGAACUCGGACUGUGGUCCGAAGACCCCCUGCUCGCCCACACCGACGGCCACCGCACUUCUACCUUGCAAGUCUACACCUAAAGUGAAAAAGGUUAUAUAUGACAUUACAGAGAAUGAUGAUUUUGACCGCGAAAUAAUCCCCACGUACGAAGAGGUAGCGCGGUUAUACCCGCGUCCUGGGAUGGUCAGGCCGAUUGUGUUGGUAGGGGCACCCGGAGUGGGCAGGAAUGAGUUGCGCAGGAGGCUCAUAGCCACCGAUCCUGAAAAAUAUGUCACGCCUAUACCAUUUACGUCUCGACCUCCAAAAGCUAGCGAACAAAACGGCAAAGAUUACAUGUUUGUUAGUCGUGAAAAAAUGGAACAGGAUAUAGGUUAUGGAAAAUUUAUUGAGCAUGGCGAAUAUAAGGGAAACUUAUAUGGAACGUCGGAAGAGAGCGUUGAGUCUAUCAUAAAUUCUGGUCGCGUAUGCGUGCUCAGUCCGCACUGGCAGGCGUUGAAGAUGCUCCGCACGCCGCGGCUUCGGCCGUACAUUGUGUUCAUCAGACCGCCCCCGCUCGAACGCCUCGUCGAAACCAGGACCGCAGCCAAUGCACGCUCUUCCUUCGACAAAGAAUCUUCCAGGGCUUUUACGGAGAACGAGUUCUCGGAGAUGGUGCGGUCGUCGAAUCGCAUCAAUUUCUUGUACGGCUACAUGUUCGACGACGAGAUCGUCAACGAAGACCUGGCGGGGGCUCUGUCGCAGCUGCUCAAGGUCGUGUGGCGAGUGCAGUCUGAGCCACUGUGGGUGCCCGCCUCUUGGGUACAGUAAGCGUCUUCAUCUGUAUCUUUCACACGCUCCUUUCAUCGAUUAAUGAUCUGUUGUGCGAAAAACUUGACAUACAUAACUGUUUUCGAGGUCUAGUAAAACUACCAACAAAACAACGGUGGAGAUAUAACAUUUUUUGGUGUAGAUUCCUGUAAAUAACUGCUUUCUGCGUAAACACGCCUUAUCCUUGUCGUUAAGCCCGUUUGUACUAGUCAGGGAUGCCAAACUAUACGCAUUCCAUUUGUGACACGCGGAAAAUUAUUCCCAUAUGCAUGUAAUUAUACUUAAUCAUUUUAAUCAAUGUUUUUAGUUCUUAUAUGUGAGUACGUGCAAAUUUGUAUCUACCGACAAAGGUUCGCCAUACCUAGUACUAGUCAAAGUGGACCUCAAGUGUUUACUAUCAUUCAUUAGAAUAACCUUAUUGACAAUGUACAAGUGGACAAACUUAUGGAGUGUAUAUACAAUAAUAUGUAGGAUAAUAGCAUAAUUUAGCUCAUUCGUGUACAUGUUGUGUAUAUCUAUUUUGUUGUUGAAAAUACGAGUACAAUAUUUAGUUCAAUUUCUUUAGAAGUGGUUCCUUAUUAAAGAUGAAAAGCCUUAAAUAUAUUUUUGCUUAUUAGAUUUUUAUAUAUCAUAUAUAUAUGACGAAGAGGCUUCGCAAAAGAGUUAUGGUAUUUUAUUAACGUGAAUUUAUUAAAUGGAAAUGUUAAACGCAUAUCGUAGGGUUGUUUUGAGCAGCAAUAAGUUUUACUCAAGCAACUUUGGUUUUGCAAAUAAAUGUGUCGCAUAAGAACACUUGUUAACGAUUCUAAACUUUCUUAGUCGAAUUAAAGUAAUUGUACCUACUACAGCCUAAACGUAUUUCAGUUGUUUAGGAACUGCAUCUAUAGUCUUGUAAAUACGAAUUUAAUCUAUUCAAAUGCUACUUUUCCACUUAAAUAAGAACUUAUCUAUUGAAUUCAUAAGAAACGAUUCCCAAAAAUGUUUAGAUAAUUGCAACUUUUGAAAUUCCCACUAACUAACUAAACUUGAAAAAACAUCUACGAGUGUUAAUCGCUAUUUUCCGUUGCACAAGCUGUAUAUUUCUUGACUAGACUUGUAUAGUCAAAUCAAAUCCCUAAAUUGACUCGAAAUUAUCAAAAACUUUUUCAUUAAUUACAAAAUUAUUUCAAACCAUAUAAAACUACGAAAAAAAAAAACUAUCGUGUAAGUCCAGGCAGUACCCGCUCCAGUCCACCAUAAACGACCAUGCUUCCAGUAAAAUAGUAGCUUAUAAAUACAUUAACUUUAAAAUAAUAUGACAUAAUUAUACAUUUUAAACAUAACUUAUUUCACAAAAAAUAUUGAUUAUUUAUUUACAAAACUUGAACUAUUUAUAUUAUGUGGUCAUUAAAAUCUUUUUACAUUUAUUUCAUGUCAAUAUUGCAAAUUGUAUACCUACUACAGACCCCGUUUUGCAGACAAGUUGGAAUUUAUGAUUUUGAGUCUAGAGAUGCGAGCUCAGAUGUGUGACGGCACGCCACUGCGCGUGCACAUCCAUACAGCUUACUUCAGACUAUUCGUCAAAUUUGAUGGCAGUUCGCAAUUAUUUUCUGAGUGAUUCGUAAAGGAACUUGGUUGAAAUUAAAGAUGAUCUUGCUCGUAUGGGUUUAUUGAUGAGACUGACUUUUUACAUUUCUAUUUCUUUUCCUAAGUGACAAAAUGACAUUACAUCUUGAAGGUUCAAUACCUACAAUACAAACUUAUUUGAUAAUUGGAUGCUACUACUUCCCUAACAUACCGCCCACCAAGCCUAAAGGGCUAAAUAAAAUUAUACAUAACACAUUAAAAUGAUGAUCUAAUCCCUAACAUCUAAUCCUUAUCUAUAGCCAUUUAUUAAAAUUACGCUUCGUUUCACACUUGUUACUUCUAACAGCAUAAACAAGUGUGACCCCAUCUUCGCCGGGGUACUUGGCGACGAUCCGACCCAAAGCCCGUUUUCCUGGAGGUUAGAUAUACUAGUACAAGUGCUGUGGCCAGUAAUGCAGUGGAGGUUAUUCCCGCUCGGUAACACCCUUUCGUCAACAGUUCGUUCACAGUGUUGACGAACGCUACUUAUUAUUUUAGUGUAAAAUGGUUAUA